AUGGAAGACUUACCUGUACAUGUCAUGAUCGAUAUUCUCUCAAGACUUCCUGUAAAGACGAUCAUCCACUGCAAGUUUGUAUGCAAGAAAUGGUUGGAUCUCAUUUCCGACUCUUACUUUGCCAAUCUUCACCUCUCGAGAUCACCUGCAAGCCUCAUGCUUCACCAUAAUCCUGAUAAUGGAAUGAGGGCACCACGUAAAGUGGGCAUUUUGAAGUGGGUGGAGGUGAAAGACGAACUUGAUCACCACCAUUUACACCAUGACCCUGUCAUGACAUUUGACCUUGAUCUCGCACCCAUUUUCCAACACUCUCAAAUACUCCCGGUGGGCUCAGUCAAUGGUUUGAUCUGCCUAUGGCAGUAUGGUCCUAAAAGUGAUAACACUUACAUAUGCAAUCCAAUCACUAGAGAGUAUAUGAUCCUCCCUAGGCAGCAAUACUAUAGAGAAGGUUAUGCGAUGAUUAUUUAUUGUUUUGGUGUUGGGUCACUAACACAGGAAUACAAAGUGAUACGGAUCUUCCAAGGGGAUAUACCUCCCGACCCCACCUCAUCAUCUCGGCCGAGUAUAGUAGAAGCCGAGGUUUACACCCUUGGCACAUGUCAAUGGCGAAGUCUCGGUCAUGUCCCUUACUUGCUUAAUGGAUGGUCUGGGCCAUUUCUAAAUGGUAACGCUCAUUGGAUUGUUCUUGACAGGGAUUCCCCCGAAGAGCUUUGCACGUUUGAUUUUGACAAGGAGACGUUUGAGUUGUUUCCAUCUCCUCCAGUUGAAAUUAUAGAAGAGAGUCAGAUGCAUUUCCAAAGUUUGGCAGUCCUUAAAGGUUGUUUAUGUCAAUCUGAUACGUUUGAAUCUCAAUUCACGAUUUGGGUGAUGAAGGAAUAUGGGAUCAAGGAAUCUUGGCAUAGAGAGGUGAUUAUCAAGGAAAGUAUCAGCCCUGAUCUGGAUUGGGUGAUGUGGGAGCCUGUGUAUCUGACUGAAGGUUUAAAAGAUGGAACAAUUUUGAUGAUCUAUUAUGAAGACAAGUUGUUGGCAUAUUCUCCUAAAACGAGAACAAUUGAAGACACAAAAAUUUUCAACCGUUACUUCACUGGAAUGGGUUAUCGCCCUAGUUUUCUUAAGCUCCAGAAGUUCGAAUCAGAGAGCGUUUAUGUGUUGUAA
Molecule: messenger RNA, 1155 nt
Organism: Lactuca sativa (garden lettuce)
Lineage: Eukaryota; Viridiplantae; Streptophyta; Magnoliopsida; Asterales; Asteraceae
Product: F-box protein At3g07870
Molecular function (GO): protein binding
Source: RefSeq, a predicted model, not a curated record